CCCAACAUGGCUGCCCCUAUGUUGGAUGUGGACUCGUGACGUCUCGUGACUGUUAUGAAGAAGCGGUGUGCUGUGGUCAACUGUAUGGAACACUUGCACACGGACGGUAGCCGAGAGAUAGGAUUGUUCGUCGUCGACUCAAACCGAUUCGAACGUUGGCCCAUCCUAAAGAAGUACGUCUACAAGCAGGCGCUCAGCGAUCUCGAGACUGGAAAGAGAUUAUAUUUGGUGAUCUGCAGCGCCCAUUUUGAGAAGAAAUACGUGAGGCGAACGCCCAGCGGUAGCUUCAAGGUGGUGAAGGGUGCCACACCAACAGUAUUUACCUCACAUACCUCACCGUCGUCGAAGCGUCGUCGAUCUAUUGAUAUCGUGGAGCCACUGUGUGCAGACACAGAACUUGAGGCGGAAAAGCCCUCGAACCUUGCAUUGUUGAAGCUAACGAUCAAUCAGCCGACUGUUCUACUCGAGCCUCUAAUAAAGCUCCUUGCCAGCCAACAAGCUGUAACUGUAAAGCGCGUAACACCAUCAAUCAAACACCCGCGUCGUGGACCCACAAAAAAACCGUCUGCCAACCAACCGGUUGUUGUACUUGAACGUCUAUCAGAAGAAUGGCAGAAGAACGUGACUGGUGUAGCAUCAGGUCCUUCCACUUCAGCAGUCACUGAACAAUCCCCGUGCACUCCUAAAAAGAAGCGGGUCAGAGCAAAACGAAAUCCAGUUGUUGCUAGGAAGAAUCCAAUCGUUUCUUGGAAGAAGCAAGUACGUGCUAGGAAGGAUCCAGUCGUUGCUAGGAAAAAGCAAAUUGUUGCUAGCGCAGGCAAUCGCUGGCGAAAAACAAAGUUUGCGCGAAAGCGACGUUCCUCGGGAGAUGUGUCACAUGAGCUUACUGAGCUAAAGGAGCGCCGAAAACGACGUCUGGCACAUAACGAGAUCUUACAAAUAUAUACCUCACGUCCUCAGCCGUGUGAAUCUCCGAAACCUUUCGGCGAUGUGCCGUUAGCAGCGAGUGUCAACCCUGUUUCGACUUUCCCAGAGACCGCACGUGAUCCGAACGUUCCCAAGGCUCUCUUGUCGCAGCCGUCUGCGCAUGACAGCCGUCUGAAGAUAUAUCGGUUCGGCGACGAAGGUUGGCAGUGUCAGGGGGCGCCGCCGGACGUGGGUAAGGACUGCGCGACAGUGACGCCGCUCAGUCGUCACGACGACGCCACGACACUCACCGAUGCGCUGUUUAACGAGUUGAUACGGAACGACAGUGUUCUCGCGUCACAGCUCUACGAUUGCUACCAGCUACAGAGGUGUGCUGUCCCACCGCGCACCCAAGCCGCACCACACACGACCCAAGCCCCCCCGCUCACGACCCAAGCCCCCCCCCGCCCACGACCCAAACCGUACCAAGCACCCCCGUGCAUCCCCGCCUCCGCUGGUCGGCCUCCCACCCGCAUUCACCCUCAUACUCUCUCUCCGGCCCUUCGGGUCCGGCUGCUACCCCUACCCCUAACAUCCUACAGCCGCCCAGUCCGCAGGCCGCAGCAGCCCCAACCCGUAAUGUAG
Molecule: messenger RNA, 1551 nt
Organism: Priapulus caudatus
Lineage: Eukaryota; Metazoa; Priapulida; Priapulimorpha; Priapulimorphida; Priapulidae
Exons: 2
Coding region: 55-1551 (498 amino acids)
Source: RefSeq, a predicted model, not a curated record